Daldinia vernicosa is the source of this 958-nucleotide messenger RNA. RefSeq names its product phosphoglycerate mutase-like protein. Lineage: Eukaryota; Fungi; Ascomycota; Sordariomycetes; Xylariales; Hypoxylaceae. Gene Ontology annotation, molecular function: phosphatase activity. The record is from RefSeq and is a predicted model, not a curated record. The transcript has 3 exons. Bases 138 to 839 code for a protein of 233 amino acids. Gene Ontology annotation, cellular component: cytoplasm.
GGGGGAAAAUAAGAAAGCCAACUUUUGCGUACAGCGAUAGACUAGAAAUUAGAAUAGAUACCUUACUCAUUUAUACUCCUUACUUAUUUAUUUACUUACUUUAGGUACUUACUUACUUACUCCCUCCCAAUUACGUUAUGGCGCCCAAUUCCCGUCUCAUCCUCACCCGUCACGCUCAGGCCGAGCAUAAUGUCGACCUAGACUACAGCAUCCACGAUGCACCACUUACGCCUCUCGGCAAGAAACAAGCCGCGUCACUGCCCCGUCUAAUCCCAGACCUACAGAACGAGGCCGACGUAGUCAUCUCGUCGCCUCUACGGCGCACCCUGCAAACCACGUACCUGGGCUGGGCGCCGGCCGUCGAGCGUCUAGGUGGGCCGAAAAAAGUGGUGCUCCUACCUCAAGCGCAGGAAUGCAACGCCCUCCCGUGCGACACGGGCUCGGCGAAAGAGGUCCUCGAGGCGGACCCCGAGUUCGCGGUGUUUGAUCUUACGCCGCUGACGCCGGAUUGGACUAGCAAGAAGGGCUUCUGGGCCCCGAGCGAGGAGGCGCUGACGGCGCGCGCUCGUUGGGUUCGUCAGCAUCUGCGUGGCAGGACUGAGAGGAAUAUCGUGCUUGUUGCGCAUGGCGAUAUUCUUAGGCGGAUUACGGCGCAUCCGCGGACGGGGCCUAGUGAUUACCCCUGGAAGAACGCCGAGGUACGGAUCUUCGAGUUUGACCCGCAGUACGUCGAUACCGAAGAGUGCUUCCUAUACCAGAAAGAAAAUGUCGCAGCUGCUGGCGGCUACGGGCCGACAAGCACGGAGCUAGAGAUUGGGCAAGUCGAGGGAAGACUAUAGAGGUUUUAACGAUCGGACGGCUACGAAGAAUCGAGGUGGUUAGCUGUACUACUUCGACUUAGACUCCCAUAUUCAGAUUAGAUGAUAGAAUAUAGAUGACUUUGAUUCCAAUAAGGGGC